Molecule: messenger RNA, 243 nt
Organism: Lathyrus sativus (Indian pea)
Lineage: Eukaryota; Viridiplantae; Streptophyta; Magnoliopsida; Fabales; Fabaceae
Source: the annotation of a GenBank genome assembly
AUGCUCUUGGACAAUUAUCUUUACAAGAUGAGUAAAGUAAUGAAAGAUGAUAAUGUUAGUUCCAUGCUGACUCCUGCAGACAAUAUGAAGAUCAAUUCUGCAAUUAUGAAUGGAAAAAGUUUGAUUGAUAAUCAUUGCAACCAACGCCAGGAAACAUGUGUGUUUGUGGACUUUAUGAAGGAGCUUGAAAGCAUGUUUGAAUCCAUGUUGAACAAGAUCAACAAAGGUUUCUUACUCUUGUGA